AUGGAAACACCCCAAAAAGUGCUCAACCUAUUAACCAAGAGAGAGAUCGACCUGAAUGGGUCAACAUUCCGUAGACUAAUGCGCAAUGGCUUCAGGUACGUAAAAGAUUUAGCCGAAUUUCUAAAAUUACCAGAUGCAAUGGAUUAUUAUUAUAUAGAGCAGAUGGAAUUUUUAAGUGAUCUCUCCUAUCCAGCUAUGAUACCUCCAAUAGAUAUAAUGGAAAACAGACCCGAUAUUUACAGGAAAUGGUCCAUAA
Messenger RNA from Diversispora eburnea, 256 nucleotides. The record is from the annotation of a GenBank genome assembly. Lineage: Eukaryota; Fungi; Glomeromycota; Glomeromycetes; Diversisporales; Diversisporaceae.